AAGAAUAAAAAAAAAAGAAAAAAAAAAAAAAGCGGUUAUUGGGAAUCGUCGUUAAAAUGAGAAGGCUGACAACACAGAAAAAAAGAGUGGCUGGCCGGUCAACGGCGUAAAGAACGUGUACUGAUGAUUCGAAAAGAGUGAAAGGCUCGAACGGACGUCAAGUCGUGAGCGUUACGAUAGGAUCAUACGUCGGAAAGCGUCUUUUAUGAAAAAGAAUGGACGGAGGGAUUGGGCAUAGUCCUCCACGAACAAGAACGGUGAUGGUGAUGUUGGUAGUCAAUGGUGGACGUUGAUGCGGACGACCGGUCAAGGUCGAAAGAUCUGGCGAGGCACGGCGCAGGGACAAGUCAAUUUCUGCACAUUGAUAGGUGGGUGUGUUGGAAGGUUGACGCCGGGGGGACACGCGUUGCAGCUGCCAGGGGAAAAAGGAAAAAAAAGGAUAUCAGAGCGGGACCCCUGGGAAAGGGUCGAACGGGGGUAUCCAGAAUUGAGAGAAGAGAAGGGUGGAAGAGGGAAUCGAACGAAGGGAGAAGAAAGGUGCGGCGCGGACAGCGAAAAUAAUAAAGAUAAUUUAGAAUAACGAGGUUCAAACGAGGGAAAGAAGGAAGUGAGAGGGAGGACGGACGGACGUACUAAUCAGACAAGAGGAGAGAGAGAGAGAGAGAGAGACGGACGGGUGGACGGUGGAAUCAGGUGGAGAGCAAGUUGGAAC
Molecule: messenger RNA, 712 nt
Organism: Aspergillus pseudotamarii
Lineage: Eukaryota; Fungi; Ascomycota; Eurotiomycetes; Eurotiales; Aspergillaceae
Exons: 1
Coding region: 293-580 (95 amino acids)
Source: RefSeq, a predicted model, not a curated record